This is a messenger RNA of Stereum hirsutum FP-91666 SS1, 900 nucleotides long. RefSeq lists its product as uncharacterized. The transcript has a single exon. The record is from RefSeq and is a predicted model, not a curated record. NCBI's taxonomy places the organism in Eukaryota, Fungi, Basidiomycota, Agaricomycetes, Russulales, Stereaceae. Bases 1 to 900 code for a protein of 299 amino acids.
AUGGGACAUUACAGGACUGCCCGAAGACCAAGAACUCGCUGUUCUAUAUCCACAUCACUUGCCACAUCACGCAAACUAUUCCUCGACUUCGUUAUCGACUCUUCUCGUCUCACCAACUCUCGCUAUCUGACAACAUCCAAGCUUGAGCAAGCAAUCGACCAAGAUCGAGACCGAUACCUCGCAUGGCGAGAGCAUGCGCCUUCUCGUUUACACAUCAAUGGACCAGACGGCCCCUUUGUCGCAAGUCGUAUUCUGACCAGGGGUGGGCUCUUCAGUGCACUUCUCUUCCGAGCCAUCACAUUCGGUGCGCCAGCUCUGUACGACCACCCGGGAUACUUUGCGGAUAUGGCUGCCUGGCUCCAGUUUUACGACCCAUCAAAACCCGCAUCCUACUACUGCAAGACUACGGUUUACGGCAAUGGUGUUCAUCGUGGACCCCAGAAUGCUGCGCAGCUCUGGGAAGCCAGCGCGUCUCUGCUGGAGAUGCUACAGGGCUCAGAGCAACCGUCGUUCAACAACGUGUGGCACCAUCUCGUCUUUGCAAGAGGAGAGGGAGGGUUGAUGAUGUAUCCGACAGUCGGCAAGUUGAUCGGUUAUCUACUCUGUGUAGAUUUGGUUUAUGCGGGUGUGCUGCAUGAACCGUCAUCUCAGGAAUUAGGAGAUAUUGUUGCAGAUGUAGCCAAGGGAGCCCGAGAUGGCAUGGUCCGUCUAAAGUUGAUUCGUGCACGGGCAUCGAAGAAGAAUGUAUCGCUGGCUUUUCAGUCUCUCUGCAUGUAUCUUUCUUCUCAGUAUAAUGUCCCUCAUCUCUCCGGCUGUCUCAACGGAUUCAUUGUAGAGCAUGGAUUGUGUAAAUACAAACGCCUGGCCAAGAGGCACGGUAGACAGUAUCGGCUUCCGUGA